AUGUUCCAACUUGAUGUCAACAAUGCAUUCUUGCAUGGUGAUCUUGAUGAGGAAGUUUUUAUGAAACUCCCUCCUGGUUUUUCUGUUGGCUCUUCUUCUUCUUCUUCUUCUGAUCCUCUAGGUUAUGUGCAUUCUCUCAGUGAUUAUUCUUUUUUCACCGAAGGUUCUGGCAACUCCCUCGUUAUCGUGGUUGUGUAUAUGGAUGAUAUUAUUUUGACGGGGGUUGAUAUUUCUGAAAUUUCCUCCCUUAAGGCCUUUUUGGAUCUUCAGUUUAAAAUUAAGGAUCUUGGGUCUCUUAACUACUUUCUUGGGAUUGAAGAUCUACAUACUAGUUCUGGGGUUCUUCUACAUCAAAAGAAGUUUAUUUAUGAUCUUUUAGCUGCUUUUAACUCUUUUUAUUGUUCUCCUGUCACUUGUCAUCUUGAGUUGAAUGUGAAAUUGAAGGCUAAGGAGGGGGAUCUUCUCCCUAAUCCUGAGGAAUACAGAAGUCUCAUUGGUAAGCUUAAUUUCCUCACUAACACCAGGCCUGACCUUAGUUUUGUUGUGCAACAUCUCAGCCAAUUCAUGAAGCAUCCCUGUCUACCUCACAUGAAGGUAGCCUUGAACCUCUUGAGGUAUUUGAAAGGCACUUCUGACUUUGGCAUCUUCCUUUCGAACUCUCCUGAUCUCUCCUUGCAAGCUUAUUGUGAUAGUGAUUAG
This is a messenger RNA of Nicotiana tabacum (common tobacco), 699 nucleotides long. NCBI's taxonomy places the organism in Eukaryota, Viridiplantae, Streptophyta, Magnoliopsida, Solanales, Solanaceae. The record is from RefSeq and is a predicted model, not a curated record.